AAUGCACUAAAAUGUUCAGAUGAGAAACAAGACAUGUGCUUCGGAUCCAUCAUGAUCAUGAUGUUCUGUUUGUUGCCUUUUCCAACUUGCUACCAAAACCAUCAGAGCAAACAAUAUACUACUUGGAUAUGGACUGGGUGACAAAUAUUCUCUGCUCAGCUGCAGAUUCAUGUACCCCAUGCACCAAUUCUGCAGAUGCAUGGGUUGGUGCUAAAAACUUUUUAUAACGGUUGUCUUUGCCUUAACAGUCUCGGUGGCCGUGAAUGGCUUCAUAAUAAAUCUUUGGAGGUCGAAAUCCCGAUGGGUUUUAACGUAUCUAACACGAAGCAACUCCCUUUAUAUCCACUCGGCGACAGCUAGCUGCAAGUGCAAGGGAACGAAAAGACAACACACGUACACGUCCUUCGUAAUAAAACCUUCUCUCUUUUUCAUGCUAAAACACCGAUUUUUCUGUUGCGAAAAGUAAUGCCACUUUAGUUUUUCUUUUUUCGUUCUUCUUUCUGUAUCUGCUCGGAGAUUUUCUUGGUUUUUCUGACACGAAAAUGGCGAAGGAAGCGAGGUGGGAUUCGAAACUGUUAUCACUCCAGAAACACAAUCAUGUCUUUGUGAAGUUUGCCAUCUCGUUUCUCGUAUUGGGUCUUGCUUUUCGCCUUUUAUCCUCUGAUUCUAUCAGGAUUGUUUCAAACAUAGAGACACCCCCUCUUGCAGAGGAAAGAACAGAGUCCCCUAUUGUUUCUCUUCCCAUUGAAGCGCCUGUUUCUUCUCCAUUCCCUCAAAAUGAAAGCUACACAUCUGAGAAUGUAAAAUGUGAUAUAUUCAAGGGAGACUGGAUAGCUGAGCAAUCAGGCCCAGCUUACACCAAUAAGAGCUGCCAUGUGAUUGAAGACCAUCAAAAUUGUAUGAGGAAUGGACGGCCAGAUUCAGGUUAUCUUUACUGGAGGUGGAAUCCAAGGGACUGUGAAUUACCAAGGUUCAAUUCUCACAGAUUUCUAGACCUUAUGAGGGAUAAAUCUUGGGCGUUUAUUGGUGAUUCCAUCUCUCGUAACCAUGUGCAGUCUUUACUCUGUAUCCUCUCUCAGGUCGAAGAAGCUGUUGAGGUCUACCACGAUGAGGAAUACAGAUCCAAAAGAUGGCAUUUUCCUGCUCACAACUUCACGCUUUCAGUAAUAUGGACUCCUUUCCUCGUUAAAGCAGCAAUCUUCGAGGACAUGAAUGGCGUGUCUUCAUCAGAAGUCCAGCUUUACCUUGACAAACUUGACGAAAAAUGGACGGAUCAAUACAAGAACUUUGAUUACGUGGUGAUUGCCGGUGGAAAAUGGUUUCUCAAAACAGCAAUUUACAAUGAGAACAACACCAUCGCAGGCUGUCAUUACUGCCCUGGAAAGAACUUAACAGAGCUAGGAUUUGACUAUGCAUACCGCAAGGCACUUCAGCUGGUUCUCAACUUUGUAAUGCAUGAUGAAUACCACAACCAUAAGCCAUUUGUCUUCUUCAGAACUACCACACCUGAUCACUUUGAGAAUGGAGAGUGGUUCAGCGGAGGGUACUGCAAUCGAACAGUGCCAUUCAAGGAUGGCGAGAUUGAGAUGAGAGAUGUCGACACUAUAAUGCGUGACAUCGAGUUGGAAGAAGUUGAGAAGGCUGCAAGUGUAGGGUCUGAAAAUGGGGUAAUUUUGAAGCUAUUAGAUACAACCCGCCUUUCGGUACUGCGGCCGGACGGACACCCGGGACCCUACAGGAAAUUCCAUCCUUUUGGGAAAGAUAAGAAUGCCAAAGUUCAGAAUGAUUGCUUACAUUGGUGCUUGCCAGGGCCAAUUGACUCUUGGAAUGACCUGGUGAUGGAAUUGCUGGUGAAUGGUGAAAAAUAUAGAUGACUGCUUUCGUUGUGUUUGGGCUAUCUGGGUUUCCGAGGUCCUUGGGAUCUGGCUUCAUCAAUUUUGAAUAUUAAAGAUGAGGCUCUGUUGCCAUCUGCACAUAUACCCUCCAUUUGGUUUAUCUCCAGUUGUUCUCUCUGCAUGCUGAUUUAUCUGUGAAGCUGCUAGGAAGGCAUUGGCCAGACUGCAUCCUGUUGGGAAGAGAACUUAAAAAAUGCGUUUGAGUUGGUCUCAUUGUAUUAUAAUAUUAAAUUUUGUUUCGCCAUAGGUUAAUUAUUACAUUUGUAUUGUUUUUUGUUAAGGAUCUAUUAUUGACUAA
Juglans regia (Persian walnut) is the source of this 2193-nucleotide messenger RNA. Its product is annotated as protein trichome birefringence-like 25. NCBI's taxonomy places the organism in Eukaryota, Viridiplantae, Streptophyta, Magnoliopsida, Fagales, Juglandaceae. The transcript has 3 exons. Gene Ontology annotation, molecular function: O-acetyltransferase activity. Gene Ontology annotation, cellular component: Golgi apparatus. Bases 543 to 1874 code for a protein of 443 amino acids. The record is from RefSeq and is a predicted model, not a curated record.